AUGCCCUCCUCCAUCUGGAGCAAGCCCGAGACAAGCACCCGCCCCAUCGCCAUAAACAGCCCCGGAGUAAUAGUCCGCCGUGUAGCCAUGAUGUGGGCAGCAGCCCGCUCCGAUAUCAUGAGCCGCGAAAAAGCCUCCAAAACCCACGCCAAGAAAGACCCGCAAGCCUCUAAGCUGGGCACGCAGUCCACCCCCGCCAGCGGAACCACCCUAAUGGUCAACGCUGUCCACAGCGCCCGGACAGGCAUCGACGCCAUGCCUGCGAACCUGGACAUGAAGACCGACAUCUGGGGCCAAGUGGACUCGUCGCAGUCGUCGCAGCGGCUCCCGAACACGGGAUGUGACUACCGCAGCCUGGACGGGCAUGAGUAUAUGGCGCCUGAGCAGACGAACUAUGCGCUGACGAGCUGCGGGCGGACGGGCCCGACGAUUUGCCCGUUUCGGAUCGAGACGGUGCUAUCGGCGAGCUUUCAGAUUGUGCGUGCGAAGGAGGGUUCUGCUGGGUCGGUGUUUCAUCGGAUUCGGGCGGCGAUCCAGUGCGAGUGUCUGCUUGUUAUGGCGGAUGGGGUUAGUGAUGCGAAGAUGAUCGAUGAUAUAUUCAAGUCGUGGUUUAAGGCGGAGAUGGGGCCUUGUAUGAUGAUGGAUCCGGUGUGGGACUUGGAAGUUGUUUUCGAGCAGCAGAUGGGGCUCAAUUUGGGGGAGAGGAAUGGGAGAAGGCUUAUGUUCGUAAGGGUAAUUUGGGAGCUAAGGCCGGUAUAG
This is a messenger RNA of Penicillium chermesinum, 759 nucleotides long. RefSeq names its product Dehydrogenase multihelical. NCBI's taxonomy places the organism in Eukaryota, Fungi, Ascomycota, Eurotiomycetes, Eurotiales, Aspergillaceae. The transcript has a single exon. The record is from RefSeq and is a predicted model, not a curated record. The coding region runs from base 1 to 759 and encodes 252 amino acids.